Molecule: messenger RNA, 699 nt
Organism: Scaptodrosophila lebanonensis
Lineage: Eukaryota; Metazoa; Arthropoda; Insecta; Diptera; Drosophilidae
Product: short coiled-coil protein
Exons: 3
Coding region: 5-454 (149 amino acids)
Cellular component (GO): trans-Golgi network
Source: RefSeq, a predicted model, not a curated record
CGCUAUGCAAUUUGCUUGCAAAGAAAAAUCAGUUAUGUCUAUAAUCAACACAUUACAAGAUACUGAUGACAACAUUCUGCCCAUUGAUGAAGAUCCACAGGUUGUUAUCAACGACGAUGAGCCAUCCGGUGCACAAAAAAUACCCAACGGGCGCUCUAUGGACUCCUUGCGGUCGUCGUUCACUAAUCGGAGUUCCACGCCAGACUCCUCACACAAUUCUCUUGAUGUUGCGGACAUCGGCCCUGAUGAGCGAGAGGAGAAAGCACGUUUGAUUACCCAGGUGCUGGAGCUGCAAAAUACCUUGGACGAUUUGUCACAGCGUGUAGAUUCGGUGAAAGAGGAAAAUUUAAAAUUGCGAUCAGAGAACCAGGUGCUUGGCCAAUACAUUGAGAAUCUGAUGUCGGCUUCAUCUGUGUUCCAAUCGACUAGUCCCAGCGCUACAAAAAAGAAGUAGGCAGUCUUUUAAUCUGCUAAACACCGCCCACACACCUAAGAAGCCUUUGUCGUUCAUAAAAACACUAAAGCGAGAUUUUUUGUGUAUGCACAUUCCUUGAUUCUGUGCGUAACUUUAUUUAUUAAUUUAGGCUAAGCACCUCCGAUCGAAUAUGCAAUAUACAAGUAUUUAUUUAACAAUUACUAUACAUAAACUUAACGCACUAAAAAGCUUAUGCUAAAUAAAUCAAUAUUACCCGCUUGGUA